GCUUCCAUUCGUGUUCUUUAUCGAUUUCCCGAAGUUGCGUCAAGUGCUGACCCGCGUAACAUAUGGUUCGUAUGGUAGGAUAUGUCUGCUUUCCCCACCACUUCGUUAAAUGCUAAGGAAAUUCAUCGUUACUAGUGUCACCAUCGAUGCACUGAACUAUGCCAAAUCUGGCCACACUGGUCAUGAUAAACAUAAAUUUGGCAACAGUGAGAGAGUCCAGUUACGAUGUACACAUAACCCACUCAGUAAUAACUUUUCAGUUUUUAUUAAGUUUUUGUUUGUGCGAUAAGUGAGAAUAAACUGUGGAUUAGGUAUAGUGCAGUGCAAUAAAAUGUUUAAUACAACGUAGAUUUGUUCCUUGAUAUAUUAAUCACGUUGAUUUUUUUUUUUUAUAUUUGUGUGCAGCACAGUUGCUUAGAAUCUGAGGUCUAAACUGGUCUGAACUAUCGUAACUGCCGAUUAAUUAUUUUGUAUUCUUUGUUGUAGUUUUAUAUGAAGAAUUCUAUAAAGUAACGAUGCCACGGCGUUGCUGUGUUCCCGGUUGUAAGGGAAAUUAUAGUAGCACAUUAAAAUCGGAUAAUUACAUUUCGGUUUUUUUAUUUCCGAAGGACGAGGAAUUGCGAAAAAAAUGGAUAGCUGCUAUCCCUAGGAAACAUUGGACACCUACAAAAUAUUCUGCUGUUUGUAGUCUUCAUUUUGGUGAAGAUGAUAUUCAAAGAUGUAAGAGAGUUGUGACUUCUAAUGGUGUACAUAGAAAUGCCUUAGUAAGGUGUCCAAAGCUUGUACCAGAUGCGGUGCCCUCUAUAUUUUGCAAAUCGGAUUAUUUUGAAAAGCUUGCACUGCUACAUAAAAACAAUUAUGAAAAACGUAGACAACUCAUUGUAGAUUUUAUUGAUGUAGAUUUCAUUGUAAACUUUGUAGAAUUAAUAACUAAGUAUCAAGAAAAACUUGAAAUGCUUGAAUGUUGGCACACUAAGUUAACAAAUUCUAAAAUUUAUUUUUAUAAACUUGAUCAUGAUAAUGAUCUUUUAGCAAUAAACACACAAAUUGUAAUUGAUGACCAAAUGAAAAUAUACAUUUUUCAUGAAGGUAAAGAAAUUUCUAUUACUAAUUCAAAGAGAGUGCCACUUGUUAACAAGAAAUUGUGUAGGUGGUCACAACUUCAAAAUUUAUUAACAAGAUAUAAAUCUGAAUUUGAUGUACCUGCUAAUGAUGAAAUAGAUCUUAUUGAAAAACAUGUUAAGAAAUCUUUAGAAGAACUCAAUAAGGCAUACACUAUUGCAGACUCCAUUGAACUUUCUAAUGUUACAUCUUGA
Colletes gigas is the source of this 1316-nucleotide messenger RNA. RefSeq lists its product as uncharacterized. The record is from RefSeq and is a predicted model, not a curated record. Lineage: Eukaryota; Metazoa; Arthropoda; Insecta; Hymenoptera; Colletidae. The coding region runs from base 516 to 1316 and encodes 266 amino acids. The transcript has a single exon.